Salvia miltiorrhiza (redroot sage) is the source of this 1365-nucleotide messenger RNA. RefSeq names its product GDSL esterase/lipase At5g45910-like. Gene Ontology annotation, molecular function: hydrolase activity, acting on ester bonds. The record is from RefSeq and is a predicted model, not a curated record. NCBI's taxonomy places the organism in Eukaryota, Viridiplantae, Streptophyta, Magnoliopsida, Lamiales, Lamiaceae. The coding region runs from base 127 to 1233 and encodes 368 amino acids. The transcript has 5 exons.
AGUUGGAGUGAUAGCUAUAUAUUUAAGGCUAGCUGCUCGCAGUAUUAAUUGAUGAGUGGCCCAAAGGCAGCACUUGUUUUGUUUCCUAGUUGAAAAUUCUCUUGUAUCGAUUGGAAACUUGGUAGCAUGAAAAUCAUUUUCUUCUUCGUAUUAACCUUUUCAAUCACAGUUUUAAGCAGCCCUCCUCCAAAGUAUGACUCAAUUUUCAGCUUCGGAGAUUCGCUCGCCGACACCGGAAACUUCCUGCUCUCCGGAGCUAUCAAGUUUCCGGUGAUCGGAGAACUCCCCUACGGCCAAACAUUCUUCCGCCAUGCCACCGGCCGUUGCUCCGACGGCCGCCUCAUUGUCGACUUUAUAGCGGAGGCAUAUGGUUUACCGUAUUUACCGCCGUAUUUAUCUCAUGGUAAAGAUGAAAAGUUUGAGCAUGGGGUGAAUUUCGCAGUAGCAGGAGCUACUGCUCUUGACCCAAAAUUCUUCUACGAUCGCAAGAUCGGGCAGAUUCUUUGGACAAAUGAUUCAUUAAGUGUUCAACUUGGCUGGUUCAACAACCUCAAGUCCACUCUUUGUUCCCACAAACAAGAUUGUGCAAAGUAUUUCAAAAGAAGUCUGUUUCUGGUGGGGGAGAUUGGUGGCAAUGACUACAACUACCCAUUCUUUGUCGGUGGAACCAUUACUCAACUUAAGGCAACGGUACCUGCGGUUGUUGGAGCCAUUUCUGCAGCUACUGCUAUGCUUAUAGAGGAAGGCGCAGUAGAACUGAUAGUGCCUGGGAAUCUGCCUAUUGGCUGCAACUCGGUGUAUCUAACCUUGUUCAGGACAAGUGAUGCAACAGCCUACGACAAAAACGGGUGUCUGAAAGCUUAUAACGCUUUCUCAAAGUACCACAAUUCUCAACUCAAAAUUGCUUUGGACAAGUUGAGGCAUAAAUAUCCUCAUGCAAAAAUCAGCUAUGCUGAUUACUAUGGUGCUGCUAAGAGAUUCUUCCAUGCUCCCAAGCAUUACGCUUUUACGGAGACGUUAGUGACCUGCUGUGGAGGAGGUGGGCCAUACAAUUUCAAUAAUUCAGCGAGAUGCGGUCAUGUUGGAUCGAAGGCCUGUUCGGAUCCGAAAGGUUAUGCGAAUUGGGAUGGGGCCCAUUUAACGGAGGCCGCUUACCGUUACAUCGCUUUGGGCUUGCUUAAUGGAUCCUUCACUACUCCUCCGCCCACAUUCUCCCCUAUUCAUGCAUUUUAAAUCUCUUAUCAUUUUAAAUUGUCAAUGCGAGAAUUGGCUUAGUUGUGGAUUGAUUUCCUCAAAUUUUUAAGGUGACAAAUCGUAAGGUUAUGUAUUUCAAAAGUUAUGUAAUAAUUCAUAAUUGAGUUCAAA